Cephus cinctus (wheat stem sawfly) is the source of this 4840-nucleotide messenger RNA. RefSeq names its product SEC23-interacting protein. Bases 87 to 4376 code for a protein of 1429 amino acids. Gene Ontology annotation, molecular function: metal ion binding. Lineage: Eukaryota; Metazoa; Arthropoda; Insecta; Hymenoptera; Cephidae. The transcript is spliced from 9 exons. Gene Ontology annotation, cellular component: COPII-coated ER to Golgi transport vesicle. The record is from RefSeq and is a predicted model, not a curated record.
CUUAGAGAAUGAGGUAGUAAUGGCCGUAUCGUGGUUGGUGGUGUCCUUGAUUUUGAUCUGUUUUGAUAUUCUCAAGUCUGCUGAGAAUGAGUGAUCCAUCGCGAAGGCUCAAGAAUCCGCUGCUAUCAGCUGCGGGCGUCGGAUUUCCUUUUGACAAUUUAGUGGAAAAUAAUUUUCUUGUGCCUGUGGCUCCUGCUGCCCCAGCUGUUCUUCCCGAUGAAAGUGAAAUUGGCGCCUUCGUAGCACAGGAACAAGCCCAAGGAGUACAGUCAAUAUCGCCUACGCGUAUUAAUACUGAUAGCGAGACAUUACACACGACGAGUACGCAUCAGCAAUCAACUGGCAUUGAUAUAUCUCCGGGGAAUAUACUGAAUCAGGAUUCUGCAUCACAGCCUCAAAGACAAGGUUAUUUUUCUUCGAUAUUGUCGUCGCUGCCAAACCUGUCACUGUCAUCGAUUAAGGGAGAGACGAAUAGCCCACAAAGUUCAGGAGAUCAAAGUGGAAUCGAUCAGAGUCAUUAUGGACGUCAAGAUUUUCCUGGUACGACGGUAGCUUCAUCAAUUUUUGAGUCGUCAAAUCCACACGAUAAUCAAAUACAGAAUCCAUCAGUACCCUUGGUACCUGUGGAAUCUUUUCAAGCAACUCCUCAACGACCUCCACCGGUGCAACCUCAAAGAUCUGGUGGUCCUACCUCAUUUCGACUGGGUUCUCAACGUCGAUUGAAGUACGCUCCACCACCUGAUCUAACGUCUAAUACGCCGAAGUAUCCGGCAGCCAACUUGACACCGUUUCCUUAUCCUCAGGGGAUUUCGUCUGCUACUACGUUUUUGGAUCCUACCGCUGUUACGCAUCCCCAAAGUUCUAGUAAUUCGGUACAAAGUUAUAGUUCUCCCGUACCAGGUAUCAGUGAGAAUCCUUCCCCAGCACAGACCAAUUCUCCUUCCCUCAGAGAGUCCAACGGGGCCAGUCCUCUCCCUCCUGGAAUUGUGUCUGAUCCUUCUACGUUCAUUACAGAGAGUCAGAACCCUUUGCAGAGUACUUAUCAGCGAAGCGUUUCUUCUACGCAUCCUUCAUCAGCCCCUAGAAAUAUUCAACCCUGGGUUCCGGAGCCGAUCACACCACAGAAUACCCCUUCUACAGCAUCUUUCCUAGAAUUUGCUCCAAUUUAUCCCUCCUACUCUUCAUAUGCCUCGCAUCCUGGUGGGACAUCCUCUUCUGGUAGUAUCGACAUUGGAAAACCUACUGAAUCUAGACAUUUUACUUCACAUCCUGAGAGUACGGGGAUCACAUUCGAAGUUUUAAAUCCUAUAAAUCCUCAGCCAUACAAGAUCAAUCAGGAAAGUAUCGUCGAGGCUCCAACUUUGGUACCUGUCACUGAAAAUCUUGGUGGGUCAUUUCAUACAGAGAGUACGUUCAGUCCAAUUUCUGCUGCAAAAGUAUCAGAGAAAUUAGAGCAUCUACUUGCUGAGCGACCUGAGGAAUUUAAAGAGAUUAAAAAUUCUCUUAAUUUUGAUACUGAAGCGGUUGUAGACACAACGAAGGUUGUACGUCUUGAGAAGCAGAAGGAAACGGAAUCAAAGACUUAUCCAUCAGCAGAUUCAGUGAGAAAAGAUUUGGUUCUUGGAGAUGUAGUUACAGCUGCGGGUCACGUAACAGAUAUUCUGACGAACCAGACAGCUUUGGGGCAAUUACAGCACGAGAUAAAAAGGGAUAACCUUUCACCUGCAGAAAAGAUCAUUGAGUCAUCUGCAGAAAAAUCCAACAAAACAGUACAUUUCUUGGAGAAUUCUCCAAUUUCAAAGGCAACUUCAAAUUAUUUUACUUCGCUUGGAGAAUCUCAAUCUACUCCAAGUCUUUACAAUCCUGCGACGUUCCAGGCGCCAUCUCCUACUUCAUAUCUUGCACCAGCUACUGCAAUAAAUACAUCAAAUACUGCAAUAAGUACACAUUUAACUACUGCAGGCCCCGGAACUUCUCAAUUUUGGAUUCACGAUACAGGACAUUCAAAUGUUCUCAAUCCCGUAUAUGGAGCGCCAAUCCAAUGUGCACCAACAUUUUAUGAUCCUACACAAUUUGCACCGAAUCAAAAUCUAAUCAGUAAGGAUCAGUCAACAAGUGAAAUAGGAUUCCUCGUGGGGAAUAGUGGCGGAUACAUUGCCCCUCCGACACCUCCUAUGACAGCAGCAGCCCCGGAGCCGUCGGGAUCAGCUACAUUGAAUCCAGUUCAGAUGUCCGCAAGUCCUCUGGGUCGUACGAGUCCAGAUACCAUUCCGUUUAGUCUGCAGAAACUGGCAGCAGGGACAACUGAAAGAAGAAUGCAAUACAGACCAGUGUAUCUCCAUUGGUUUCAUCGGAGGAUGGUGGAGAAUAAGAUUUUAUGGCUUCCAUUUUCUAUGCAAGACAGUCUCAAUCUGGAAGAGGUGCAUAAUUCUACUGAAAUCACACCAGACACUACAGUGGCUACUGACGGUGGUCGAUACGACGUUAAUAUUUUAAGAAGACAAAGAAAACCAGUCUACUGGUCAGGAAGCCCUGGAGAGGUUAGAAGAUGUUCAUGGUUUUAUAAAGGACCUUCUGAAUCUCGAUAUGUUCCAUACGAGGAGAGUACAGCAGUCAGAUUAGAGGAAGAAUACAAGCAGUGUUGCCUAACGGAUAAUUGGAACAAAAGAGUUGAACUGAAUAAUGGCGAAUACAUUAUUUUCCACAGUGCAACUGUCCAGGGACAUUAUCUUCAAGCAAGUUCACCUGAAUUAGCACCAUCCUGGGGUAACAGCGCUGGUUCAGAGGACAGUACAUAUUUACAGGGUGCAUCCAGCAGACCAAGGGUUGUUAAGAGAGGCGUUAGUGAAUUUAAUAUUGAUGAGGGUGAACCUGAGAAGGUGGAUCAUCUUCUGUUCCUCGUUCAUGGUAUUGGCAGUGUGUGCGAUUUGAAGUUCAGAAGUGUUGAAGAAGUAGUUGAUGAAUUCAGAAGUAUAUCUCUUCAACUGGUGCAAUCUCAUUAUCGAACUGCUAGUGAACAUGGAAUUGUAAACAAGAUAGAAGUUCUACCAGUAUCUUGGCAUACAACUCUUCAUUCUGAAGACACUGGGAUAGAUAAGAAACUUCAAGCCAUAACCUUGAAAAGCAUUCCUAAAUUACGUCACUUUACCAAUGAUACUCUUCUGGAUAUACUGUUUUACACUAGUCCCAUAUACUGUCAGACAAUCAUGCAGACAGUUGGUACCGAACUGAACAGAUUGUAUGGCCUUUUCAAGGAAAGAAAUCCAGGAUUUCAGGGUGGAGUUUAUUUGGGUGGUCAUUCCCUGGGAAGCUUAAUAAUCUUUGAUCUUCUUUGUCAUCAAAAACCUCCUGACGAAGAGAUUCCAGAAGAACAAAGUGAUGGAGAUGCCAAUGUCAGUGAGAACGGAUCUAAAGAGGAUAAUCUAGAACCCAUUAAAUCUACCCCUGUCCCAGUACUGAAACGACGUCUCAGUAAAAAAAUUAGUUAUGUCAUGGGAGCUGCUGGUACUGGCCAACCUUACAUUCAUUAUCCGGAACUCAAUUUUCAUCCCAAAGCCUUCUUUGCAUUAGGUAGUCCAAUUGGCAUGUUUGUUACUGUUCGAGGCAUCGAUACUCUGGGAGAAGAUUUUGCUUUGCCUACGUGUCCUGCUUUCUUCAAUAUCUUCCAUCCAUUUGAUCCUGUCGCUUAUAGGAUUGAAGCACUGAUUGAUCCUCAAGCAAGUAACUAUAGGCCUAUGCUAAUUCCGCACCAUAAAGGAAGGAAACGAAUGCACUUAGAAUUAAAGGAGACAAUGGUACGAGUUGGAACAGAUUUGAAGCAGAAACUACUGGAUUCUGUAAGGACCACGUGGAACUCUGUGUAUCAGUUAGCCAUGUUUCAUAAGUCAGAUAAUCAAGCCCUUGAAAGAGAAAUAGAUAAAGUAGUUGAAGAACAACUACAGAACAGUCCAACUGAAACUGAACAGCAGGCUAACGACGAUGGUGGAGCUGAUAUUAAGAUAGGUAAACUCAAUGGGGGUCGCAGGAUCGAUUAUGUUCUCCAGGAAGCGCCAUUUGAGUCAAUCAAUGAAUAUAUUUUCACUUUGACCAGUCAUGUAUGUUAUUGGGAGUCCGAGGACACAAUGCUGAUGAUACUAAAAGAGAUUUAUGGCUCAAUGGGUAUUCAAGCAGAUGCACAACUGCCUCCACAAACCAUGAUCAUCGAAAGGUCGUCACCUUCACAGUCGACAACCUCCGGCCCUUCAACGUCAAACACAACGGACUCUCUUGCAGCGUCUGCAUUGUCUAGUCCUAUAGGAAUGGAUCCAACGGCACCUAUCACGAAUAAUACAGUGGGACCACCACCAACUUCUGGCUUUGUUUACCGUAAAUCGUGAUCCACGCCGACAAAUAAUUUCUUAGAGCUUAAGCAUGGUUUAUGUGGAAGCGUUCAACAAAUUUCUGAGUGGAAGUGUCCCAGUUAAAGUGAGAACAUAGUGCGCGAUAAAUGAAACUCACUCUACAGUGACUAUUUUAUCUCAAGAUUAUCAUUCUGAUAAUGAAAGUAUGAUUUACGGAGCAUCGUGUUGUAAAAAUAAUCAAAAAAAAAAAUGGAUUUUUUAGCGUAAAUCGCUUUUUUCAGCCUUGGAGUUAUACACCAAAUAGAGUAUUAAGAAAUUAUGUUAUUAUUGGUCUAACAUUUAUCUUAAUCCCUCAUAAAAAAUGAUACAGAAAGAGGGUACUAUGAACAAUGAAUGUUUUUCUAUAAUAAGGAAGAAGCUCGCUAUAAAAGAGUGAAUAUUGAUUGCGAGCUUUUCAUCGUGCACGAAAAUAUUUUAAUAAAAGGCUGUAUUCUUCUAAA